AUGAACCUUUCGGCGACCUUCCUCUCCGGGCGCCAGAAUAUCGGAUCAGAAGUUGAGGUGUCCACUAUUGAGAAACAGCGGAAAGAACUGCAGCUGCUGAUUGGAGAGUUAAAAGAUCGAGAUAAAGAGCUCAAUGACAUGGUCGCGGUACAUCAGAGACAGCUGCUUUCAUGGGAAGAGGAUCGGCAGAAAGUGUUGACUUUGGAAGAACGUUGUAGCAAAUUAGAAGGUGAACUACAUAAAAGGAGUGAAAUAAUCAGGUCGCUCAUGAAGAAGGUAAAAACCCUCGAAUCGAAUCAGAAUGAAUGCCAGGUGGCCCUUCGAAAGACUCAGCAACAGCUUCAAGAAAUGGCUCAGAAGGCAACCCAUGCUUCUCUGCUCUCUGAAGACCUUGAGGCUAGAAACCAAAAUCUCAGCAACACGUUAGUGGACCUUUCUGCCCAGGUAGGACAAUUGCAAGCUCGAGAACAGGCGCUCACUACCAUGAUAAAGUUAAAGGACAAAGAUAUUAUCGAGGCAGUCAAUCACAUUGCAGACUGUUCGGGUAAAUUUAAAAUGUUGGAACAUGCCUUGCGUGAUGCCAAGAUGGUGGAGACUAGUAUAGUGAAGGAAAAGCAAGAUUAUAAGCAGAAAUUAAAAGCACUUAAGGUUGAAAUUAGUAAACUAAAAGAGGAGCUAAAUGAAAAAACAACAGAAAAUAAUGACCAACGAGAAGAGAUCAUUCGCCUCAAGCAAGAGAGAAGUUACCUGCACGAUGAGCUGGUUUUUACUGUAGAAAGAGAGAAGAGGAAAGAUGACUUACUUGACAUUGCAAAGUCAAAGCAGGAACGGACAAACACGGAACUGUACAACCUGAGACAGAUUUACGUCAAGCAACAGCAUGACCUGCAGUUUCUUCACUUUAAUGUGGAAAAUUCUCAGGAAUUGGUACAGCUGUAUGACUCAAAGAUGGAGGAACCAAAGGGCCUCGAGUCUAGCGGAGACAUGUGUUUAUCAGACCUUGAAAAUAGCCACCCAAAAGCCGAUGUUAAGAGGGAGAAAGAUCAGAAGUUACUGGUUAAGGACCAGAUAUCUGAGACCAUGUUGGUUCAGCAAAAUAGGUCAGACAAGAGCUCUUACGAGGUGUGCAAAGAGAAGAAACUACAGGUUAAUACCACAUUUGGGGAAAAAUGUAUAAUGACUCUCCCAUCUCUGUUUACAAAAGACUCAGUGGAGAAACAAAAGUCUUGGUCUCUGGGAGGAAAAAUACAGACUGAACCUGAAAACAAAAGCACCUUGUGCAAGAUCCAUGCAAAAUCACCGAAAGAGGUUGAAAUUGGCCUUCCACACCGAGAGAAACAGCUGUCUGAGUCGUCGCUAUCUGAUGGGAAGCAGUGGCAUGACUUCAGUGUUUACCUGGGCCUGGCCCCCUGCUCUGGCUCCAGACCAGCUGAAAAGCAUGUUGAAUGUCAGGAUCAGAGGGGCAGGUCUGAGGUCUCCUGUUGCCAGAACAACGAGGCCUGUCUGAGCGAAGGUGACAUCUGUGACGCGAAGUGCUGCCACCCGAGUAACUUUGUAGUUGAAGCCCCAGGCACCAUGUCUGACGUUCAGUGGAUGAGCCUCUUCAAGCCGUGUAAAGUGGAGCGAAUCGUGCGGCACAAGUCCAUGUGCAUCUGCUCUGAGCGUGUCAGUGGAGCGAAGUAUAACUCCUCAGCCAGUGAGCCCUUUGUCACCGUCGUCCAUCAUUCCUCGUGCUUGGGUUCUUCAAGUUCUACCUUGAGAGAAGAGGAGAAGUUCAUAGAGACAGACUCCUCUUCUGACAAAAAGAACUCUUCCAAGGCUUUGUUGAUCAACCAGGAGGCAGCAUUGCCCAGUGAAAAGGUUUGUGUUGUGUUCUCUUCCCAGGACGAUUUUUCUCCCACAAGUAAGCUUCAGCGUUUGCUGGCAGAAUCCCGUCAGAUGGUGUCUGACCUGGAGCUGAGCACUCUGCUCCCCUUCAGCUCUGAGAACCUCAACGGUGGUGACCAAGACGCCAUCAGCAUCAGCAAAGCCAUCAAUACCCAGGAGGCACCUGUGAAGGAGAAGCACGCCCGGCGCAUCAUCCUGGGCACGCACCAUGAGAAAGGGGCCUUCACCUUCUGGUCCUAUGCCAUUGGCUUGCCGCUGGCCAGCAGCCCCAUCCUCAGCUGGAAGCUGUGUCACGUGCUGCACAAGGUCCUGCGAGACGGGCACCCCAACGUUGUGCAUGACUGCCAGCGGUAUCGCAGCAACAUCCGGGAGAUCGGGGACCUGUGGGGACAUCUGCACGACCGGUAUGGGCAGCUGGUGAGCGUAUACACCAGGCUUCUGCUGACCAAAAUCUCCUUCCACCUCAAGCACCCCCAGUUUCCUGCGGGCCUAGAGGUGACAGACGAGGUGCUGGAGAAGGCAGCGGGAACCGAUGUCAACAACAUGGUUUCACCUCUGUUGGUACUGUCUGCGAGUGAGGCCCGGAAGGAGGCUGAAGUUGGGGAUGGGGCUAAUUUGGAGGCAGAGGUGCUGUAG
This is a messenger RNA of Orycteropus afer afer, 2523 nucleotides long. NCBI's taxonomy places the organism in Eukaryota, Metazoa, Chordata, Mammalia, Tubulidentata, Orycteropodidae. The record is from RefSeq and is a predicted model, not a curated record.